AUGGCUACGGAGCAUAUCAAUUUCGGCAGCGAAAGUGCUAAGGUAUCUGCCGUCAUAAUCACACAGAAGGUUCCCGAGAGUCUUCUUGAUGAAGUUCCACUAGACACAGCUACUGGAGCUGCCAUAAGGAAUCUUUGGCAAGAUUCUGGGGGUGCAGGUAGCCGUCUCAUGGAGCCGCAGCCUUCCUUUCCAUGA
Molecule: messenger RNA, 195 nt
Organism: Penicillium angulare
Lineage: Eukaryota; Fungi; Ascomycota; Eurotiomycetes; Eurotiales; Aspergillaceae
Exons: 2
Coding region: 1-195 (64 amino acids)
Source: RefSeq, a predicted model, not a curated record